CACGAAAAUAUACCAACCGAUGGAGAAGGGAUGAGAGGUUAUAAAUUUGUCUGUGCCCCAGGGAGCUCUCCCUCCUUUCUUUUCUACUGCAAGAAAGCGAGCCUUCUCCUCGUCCUGCUGUUCUCCUUCCGAGCUUUGAGGGCCGCAUAAUUUGGGGAAGGGUAUCUGUCCCUGAGAGCUAGGAGUUAAGGUUCCGUCCGUGGAAAUAGGAGGAGGAGAGAGGGAGAUGGGGGAGGAGGAGACGACGAAGACGGAGGCCUCGGCGGAGGCCGUAAAGGAUGGCCCGGAGGAGAAGGCGUUGGCUCAGCCACCUCCGGAGGAGAAGGCGUUGGCUCAGCCGCCUCCAGAGGAGAAGCCCGACGAAUCCAAGGCUCUCGUUGUCGUGGAGAAGGUUGCAGAUUCUCCUCCACCUGAGAAAAGCUCAGCAGGUUCCACUAACAGAGAUGCUGUUCUUGCACGGGUAGCAACUGAGAAGAAAAUGUCUUUGAUCAAGGCAUGGGAGGAGAGUGAAAAAACCAAAGCUGAGAAUAAAGCUCAGAAGAAGAUGUCAUCCAUUGUUUCAUGGGAGAACACAAAGAAGGCAGCAGUGGAAGCUGAGUUGAAAAAAAUUGAGGAAGCACUUGAGAUGAAGAAGGCGGAAUAUUCAGAAAAAAUGAAGAACAAAAUCGCCAUGAUCCACAAGGCAGCAGAAGAGAAGAGAGCAAUUGUUGAGGCCAAGCGCGGAGAGGAGAUCUUAAAGGCAGAGGAAUCAGCUGCAAAAUAUCGCGCCACAGGACUUUAUCCAAAGAAGGUAUGUGGGUGCUUCAGCGCCUAGAUUUGAGCACAAUGGAAGGUUAGUGGAUCAGCGGAAGCGUCAUCUAGGUGCUGUUUUUCCUCAUCUGUGCUUGCGUUGGUGUUUUGUGGAGUUCUAGAUGAAGUUUCAAUCCAGAUUUCAGUAUAUGUGUGUGUGUGAUAUGCCUGUAUAUAGAUGAUCCAUCCAACAACAAAAUGUCCCGGUGAUGUAUCUAUAUUCUUUCAGCUCACAAUGUAAAGAUUAUUCAACUAUGGAUAAUCCUUCUCCAAUAGCUGGUUGUGAAAGGCAUGCUGCUGGUUUGCGACAAUCUUAGUAUCAUGACAUACAACAAUCUACUUGCUGAAAUGUAAUCCCAGAAGUUACAGCACAA
This is a messenger RNA of Elaeis guineensis (African oil palm), 1163 nucleotides long. Its product is annotated as remorin. NCBI's taxonomy places the organism in Eukaryota, Viridiplantae, Streptophyta, Magnoliopsida, Arecales, Arecaceae. The record is from RefSeq and is a predicted model, not a curated record.